This is a messenger RNA of Carlito syrichta (Philippine tarsier), 1151 nucleotides long. RefSeq names its product ATPase H+ transporting V1 subunit E1 (gene ATP6V1E1). Bases 8 to 646 code for a protein of 212 amino acids. Gene Ontology annotation, cellular component: proton-transporting two-sector ATPase complex, catalytic domain. Gene Ontology annotation, biological process: proton transmembrane transport. NCBI's taxonomy places the organism in Eukaryota, Metazoa, Chordata, Mammalia, Primates, Tarsiidae. Gene Ontology annotation, molecular function: proton-transporting ATPase activity, rotational mechanism. The record is from RefSeq and is a predicted model, not a curated record. The transcript has 8 exons.
UAAGCAUAUGAUGGCUUUCAUUGAACAAGAAGCCAAUGAGAAAGCAGAAGAAAUAGAUGCAAAGGCUGAAGAAGAGUUCAACAUUGAGAAAGGUCGGCUUGUGCAAACCCAAAGACUGAAGAUUAUGGAAUACUAUGAGAAGAAAGAAAAGCAGAUUGAGCAGCAGAAGAAAAUUCAGAUGUCUAAUUUGAUGAAUCAAGCAAGGCUGAAAGUCCUGAGAGCGAGAGAUGACCUUAUCUCAGACUUACUGAAUGAAGCAAAACAGAGACUCAGCAAGGUGGUGAAAGAUGCAACCAGGUACCAAGUGCUGCUGGAUGGACUGGUCCUUCAGGGUUUGUACCAAUUGUUGGAGCCCCGGAUGAUCGUUCGUUGCAGGAAACAAGAUUUCCCUCUGGUAAAGGCUGCGGUACAGAAGGCCAUCCCCAUGUACAAAAUCGCCACCAAGAAUGAUAUUGACGUCCAGAUUGACCAGGAGUCCUACCUGCCCGAGGACAUAGCUGGUGGAGUGGAGAUCUAUAACGGGGAUCGUAAAAUCAAGGUGUCCAACACCCUGGAAAGCCGCCUGGACCUCAUAGCCCAGCAGAUGAUGCCGGAAGUGCGGGGAGCCUUGUUUGGUGCCAACGCCAACAGGAAGUUCCUGGACUAAGCCUUUGGGAGGCAGCGUUCGUCCCGUGCUCGUGUGCUGUGCCGGGGAAGCUUCUGCCACGUGAAGACACCAGAACGUCUGCCGCCUUCUCUCCGUUCUUCAGUAUUGCUCUGUAUUUCUCAGUGGAUGCCCUUCUGUCACUAAUGCCCUUGGCCUGAUCAUUAACAGGGGGAGGGUUCCUCCCCUUCUGCUCAGGACCCCGCCCUUAGGUCAUCUCAGUCCCAGCGUCCAAGGGUUCUGCAGCAUCGGGUGAGGGGUCCGUGGUGUUGCAUGAGCCUCGCUGGCACUCCUGCCCUCUGGCUCCCGUGACCUAGUCUAGAGUGGUGUACGUGGUGCUCUCCCCCCAAGUCUGCUCCCGGGGGCAGAGGGCAUGUUGCACGUGCUUCCUUCCAGCAGUAGCAGCUUCACUGUGAUGUAUUUGCACCUAGUUUUCCUCGUCUGUAAUGUGAUUUGAGAUCUAAGCCAUGAAUAUGCUUUAUUUAUUAAAACAAAAGGUGUGGAUGGA